AUUGGAGCCAACCCUUCUUCCUUCACCACCCUAUAAUAAGUGAAAAGGCAAGUAAAUAUGCUUGUGCUGCAAAAACCAUAAGUCCCAAUCGAAAUCAGCCACCUUCCGAAUAUUUAAUGCCUCCCCCUAUUUUUCUAAAUCUCUAGUAAUCUGGCUUCAUCCAUGACCAGAGUACAAAACUAUGCACCAGCAGCUUCUUGAUUUUCUGAUAUUCUAUCUCCCAAUAUCUUUUUCGAAGCACGAUCAUUAACUUGCUUCUCCUGAUUCUUUCAAAUAUAUCCCUUCUCUCAAUCUGGCUGCUUGAACUUUGCUGAUAUGGAGACUUUGAAUCCUUCUUCUCAUACUUUCACUUCAAGCUGGUUGAAGCAAGGGUUUCAAAGAGCAAAGUGGACAACAGAAGACAACAAGAUGUUUGAGAGUUGUCUUGCAUUUAUCGAUACAGAGACCCCUGAUCGAUGGUUAAUGGUGGCAUCCAUGAUUCCCGGGAAAUCAGUCUUAGAUGUGAUUGAGCAGUACAAAAAACUGGAGGAUGAUAUUAGUGAUAUUGAAGCUGGUCUGUUUCUAAUUGAAGAAAACCUGCAAAACGACUCUUCCACGGCCAAAAAUCUGGAGCUCAAUGAAUUUGGAAAGCGUCCUUUGGCUUGUAGAUCUUCUGAUCAUGAGAAAAAGAAAGGUGUGCCUUGGACAGAAGAAGAACACAGGCAGUUUCUGAUGGGACUUCGAAAGCAUGGCAAAGGAGACUGGAGGAACAUCUCGCGAAAUUUUGUGAUCACCAAGACAUCAACUCAAGUAGCAAGCCAUGCUCAAAAGUACUACUUAAGACAGCUUUCAGAAGGAAAAGAGAAGAAGAGGCCUAGCAUCCACGACAUCACAACUGUCCAUUUGACAAAUGCCACUCAAUCCGAAAAACACAAACUUUCUGCAGACAACAAAUCCACAGUCGUUCCACAGCCAGAGAAGUCCAUUAGCAUGCCAAGAUAUACUCUAGACCGGAACAACACAGAUUAUGGAUCGUCGAUGAUGUUUAAUUCGAUGCAUACUAAUGCAUUCAUGCCAUUUAAGUAUGAGUAUGGUGGUCAUGGUGCUGAUAUCAACCCUCUGAAUUCAGGAUUUCAGUUCCAAGCACCCAGACAUCAAAUUUGGUGAAAGCCCGAUGGGAGCUAGGGAUCCGAAUUUCGAUAUGUUGUGGUUAGUUUGUUCAAUGAAUGCUAUAAAAACAUAGUUUACUAAGUCAGUAUUUAUGAAAUGGUAAUAUCUGAUAGUAUGGCUUGUCAACAUACCCGUGUCAGUAAGCCCUCUUCCUGACAUCUCGAGAUUUCAGGAGAACUGGUCACUUAACAUGAUAUCGGAACUCAGGCACCCGAGAUUUACAAGUUGGUUGAGAAGAAUCGAAUCCAUGGUAGUGGAGUGCACUUUAAAGGUGCUAAUGACACAGCACAUUACCUGCCAGUUAAGUAGUGACAUGGCCAAAUGGGAUAGUGAGCAUAUCAGCCGACUAACUCGCCAUGCAUGAUAAAUAUUCAAAGUAAUGGGGACGACUCGCUUUUGCUUAUAAGGCUAGUUGACUCACCAGUCAUCACCAUUACCUCUGGUGUUGAGUCUGACUCUGCUUUCCACUCAUUUAUUUAAACAUUAAGCAUCUUAUUAUGCACUUGUUCACCACAAUAAUCCAACUUAAAAUAUGCUCGUCCUUGCCA
Molecule: messenger RNA, 1697 nt
Organism: Daucus carota subsp. sativus
Lineage: Eukaryota; Viridiplantae; Streptophyta; Magnoliopsida; Apiales; Apiaceae
Product: transcription factor DIVARICATA
Exons: 3
Coding region: 316-1146 (276 amino acids)
Molecular function (GO): DNA binding
Source: RefSeq, a predicted model, not a curated record